Messenger RNA from Cryptomeria japonica (Japanese cedar), 1110 nucleotides. RefSeq lists its product as uncharacterized. The record is from RefSeq and is a predicted model, not a curated record. Gene Ontology annotation, molecular function: phosphatidic acid transfer activity. The transcript has a single exon. Gene Ontology annotation, cellular component: mitochondrial intermembrane space. The coding region runs from base 240 to 800 and encodes 186 amino acids. Gene Ontology annotation, biological process: phospholipid transport. Lineage: Eukaryota; Viridiplantae; Streptophyta; Pinopsida; Cupressales; Cupressaceae.
GCCUUAAAAGUCUAAAUUCCCUCGGAAAGUUCUUGAGACGGGCUUUGGGCAGCUUCUUAGGCAUGCCCGAUUUCUUCAAUGUAGUCCACCAUUUAUAACACGACGGCUUUGAAAACUGAGAAGAAAUCAAACGGCAUCAGGCAUUGAAGCAUAAAGAGAGUCAGUAAGACGGUUCAUAUUUCUUCGGCACUUUUGGUAGCUGAAUCCCCCAGAGGCAAUUGAUAAGUAUUUUUGGAGAUAUGGUGAAGGUAUACACGCAGGAGCAUGUGUUCAGGCACCCUUGGGAGCGCGUAAGCGCCGCAAGCUGGAGGAAAUUUGGGGACCCGGCUAACAGAUCGACGCUGUCGCACAUCGUAGAGGUGGACACGGUGAGUCGAGCCCUGGACGCGACUAGCGGACAGCUGCGCAGCAAGCGCAUUAUAACGGUGAACACGCCGGGUCCCUGGUGGUUGCAGCGCCUCCUCGGCCAAAACGUCUGCCACUGUAUUGAGACCUCUAUCGUGGACGCCAAGAAUCGAAGCAUGGCCCUCGUCUCCAAAAACAUCACGCUCAAGGACUUUGUGGAGGUUGAGGAGAAGUCGUGGCUCGUCCCCCAUCCUGCCAAUCCUCAAUGGACUCUCUCUACGCAGGAGACCAGCAUCCGCUGCACCCCGCUCUCUGCCUUAGCCUCGGUCGCUGAGAAAGUCGAGCAGCGCUGCGCUGAAAAGUUUCUGCAGAAUAGCCUCAAGGGCAGAGAGGUCAUGGAGAGGAUCUGUAGCUUCAUGGAGGCCGAUACUAAUCCCAUUGGUCUUUCAGGUUGAUUCUUUUCUUAUCUUUCAUCUUCCCUCCUUAUACCAUCGUUUUCCCAUUUGCUCUUACCCCCAUCAAUUUUCGGGGUAUAGAAUAACACGAGGGCCUUGGAACUUUUAAAUUUAGGGCUUUCUUAUUCAUUUUCAUUGAAUAUUUCCUUUUUGGAAAUCCCGGCUUUCAUCUAAAGACCAUUUCAGGUUUUCCUAUUCUCCAAACGUUUCAAGGUAUUAAACACAUAAGGGGCUUGGAAUUUCCAAUAUCUCUUCCUUGUCUCCCCUAUUUUAGCGGAUUGAAAAUAAAAUGAGGGUUUUGCUAUUUCAA